AUGUACGUCGGGUUCACUGCUUCUACAGGGCAAUUAGUACAGAGCCACAAGAUUCUAGCCUGGAGUUUUAGCAAUUCGAAUUUUCCCCUGAGCGAGAGUUUGAUUACUACUGGCUUGCCGUCUUUCGUGCUUCCGUCGGAUUCGAAUCUCCAAUUGAAAGGGUUCAAUGCCGGGGUAACGGCGGGGAGCUUGGUCUUGGUAAUUGACGACGUUUUGAGUGCCCUUUUUCUAAUCAGGAGGAGGAGAAAAACAGGGGAGAAUAAAGACGAGGAAAUGGGAAAUUGGGAGUUGGAGUACUGGCCGCACAAAAUUGCUUACCAAGGAAUUGCGGCGAUGGCGCGGGGCUUGGCCGGUCGGGAGAGGUCGUUGACCGGAGGGGAGAGGAACGGCGACGGGCAGUUGAAAAUAAUAAUUAAAAAGAAUUAA
Linum tenue is the source of this 426-nucleotide messenger RNA. Lineage: Eukaryota; Viridiplantae; Streptophyta; Magnoliopsida; Malpighiales; Linaceae. The record is from the annotation of a GenBank genome assembly.